Messenger RNA from Capsella rubella, 2381 nucleotides. RefSeq names its product pentatricopeptide repeat-containing protein At3g13880. Lineage: Eukaryota; Viridiplantae; Streptophyta; Magnoliopsida; Brassicales; Brassicaceae. The transcript has a single exon. Bases 55 to 2292 code for a protein of 745 amino acids. The record is from RefSeq and is a predicted model, not a curated record. Gene Ontology annotation, molecular function: protein binding; RNA binding. Gene Ontology annotation, biological process: RNA modification.
UUUACGAGAGACCGUUGUGUUGCUUACGCAAAAGUCGUUAUGUAAUGGGAAAACAUGUUGUUACAGUUCCGAGCAAAGACGUGUUUAAGGAACACAGUUUACGAUUCUCUCGUUGUUAUAUUCACCAAACGAGUUGGAUUUGGUUAUCGGGUUUUGUCUUCGUUAUGCCAACCAAAGAACACGGCUUUAGAUUCAAAAGCUUACUCGGAACUUUUUCAGACAGCCGCGAAAUCAGGCUCCGUGGUACUGGGAAAGCUCGCUCAUGGCCACAUGAUCAAGUCGUCCUUGAAGCCGUGUCUAUACUUGCUCAACAAUGUUCUUAAUAUGUAUUGUAAGUGCAGGGAGUUGGGUUUCGCACGCCAGUUGUUCGACAGAAUGCCUGAACGAAACAUUAUUUCUUUUAAUUCUUUGAUUUCUGGGUAUACCCAGAUGGGAUUUUAUGAACAGGCAAUGAAAUUAUUUCUUGAAGCUAGGCAUGUUAAUUUGAAGCUAGAUAAGUUCACUUACGCCGGUGCGUUGGGAUUUUGUGGAGAAAGGUGUGAUCGUGAUUUAGGCCAAUUGUUGCAUGGGUUGGCUGUUGUAAAUGGUCUGUCUCAGCAAGUUUUUUUGAUCAAUGUCUUGAUUGAUAUGUACAGUAAGUGUGGAAAUCUUGACCAAGCAAUGUCAUUGUUUGAUAGAUGCAAUGAAAGGGAUCAAGUUUCAUGGAAUUCUUUGAUUUCCGGUUAUGUACGGGUUGGUGUAGCAGAAGAACCACUUAAUCUGUUGGCAAAAAUGCAUAGAGAUGGCCUAAAUCUGACUACUUAUGCUCUGGGAAGUGUGCUAAAAGCUUGUUGCAUAAAUUUGAACGAAGGGUUGAUGGGAAAAGGUAUGGCAAUUCACUGUUACGCAGUAAAACUAGGAAUGGAAUUUGAUAUAGUUGUGCGUACUGCAUUGCUUCACAUGUAUGCCAAAAAUGGAAGUUUGAAAGAGUCCAUAAAGCUUUUCAGUUUGAUGCCUGCCAAGAAUGUGAUUACGUAUAACGCGAUGAUCUCUGGGUUUCUCCAAAUGGAUGAAAUAACUGAUGAAGCUUCUAGUGAAGCGUUUAGCCUCUUCAUGGAUAUGCAAAGAUGCGGAUUUGAACCCUCGCCGUCCACAUUUUCAGCUGUGCUCAAAGCUUCUAGUGCGGCGAAAACCUUGGAAUAUGGAAAGCAGAUUCACGCCCUCAUAUGUAAGAACAAUUUUCAGUCUGAUGAGUUUAUUGGAAGCGCCCUAAUCGAGCUGUAUGCGUUAACGGGCUCAACUGAAGACGGAAUGCGAUGCUUUGCUUCGACAUCUAAGCAAGAUAUUGCCUCGUGGACAUCAGUGAUUGAUUGUCAUGUCCAAAACGAGAAGCUUGAAAGCGCAUUUGAUCUGUUCCGCCAACUUUUUUCCACCAGGAUAAGACCGGAAGAGUAUACGGUUUCCCUUAUGAUGAGUGCUUGUGCUGAUUUUGGUGCAUUAAGCUCAGGAGAGCAAAUCCAGGGUUAUGCCAUAAAGAGUGGAAUCGAUGCUUUCACAAGCGUUAAGACUUCAAGCAUCUCCAUGUACUCAAAAUCAGGUAACAUGCCGGUUGCUAGUAAAAUAUUUAGCGAAGUUCAAAACCCAGACGUUGCAACAUACUCAGCUAUGAUCUCAAGCCUUGCACAACAUGGUUCUCCUAACGAUGCCUUAGACAUCUUUGAAUCAAUGAAAACCCACGGAAUUAAACCGAACCAGCAAGUCUUUCUCGGUGUUUUAAUAGCUUGUUGCCACGGAGGAUUGGUCACACAAGGACUAAACUAUUUCCAAAGCAUGAAGAACGAUUACAGGAUUAACCCGAACGAGAAACAUUUCACCAGCCUAGUUGAUCUUUUAGGUCGCACAGGCAGAUUAUCAGAUGCUGAGAAUUUAAUAUUGAGCUCUGGGUUUGAAGACCAUCCAGUGAUGUGGAGGGCUUUACUUAGUUCAUGCAGGAUUUACAAAGACAGCGUAGUUGGGGUACGCGUUGCAGAGAGAUUGAUGAGACUCGAACCCGAGGCCUCAGGCUCAUACGUAUUGCUACACAACAUGUACAACGAAUCUGGAGUCAAUUCUUCAGCUGAGGAGGUUAGAGAGCUGAUGAGAGAUCUUGGGGUUACGAAAGAACCAGCCUUGAGCUGGAUCAUAAUUGGUAACCAAACUCAUUCUUUUGCGGUCGCUGAUUGGUCUCAUCCGUCGAGUCAGAUGAUCUACAAAACGUUAGAAACCAUCAACACUGUAGAUUUUGAAGACUACAACACUCUUUGUUCACUGUAAUUAGUGCUGUACUUCUGUUACAUGAAAAUUAAUCGCCAAAUUUUUUCUCUUCUAAGAUUAAUAAAUUACGAAAUUACCAGUGUUUUGAA